Molecule: messenger RNA, 381 nt
Organism: Pelobates cultripes (western spadefoot toad)
Lineage: Eukaryota; Metazoa; Chordata; Amphibia; Anura; Pelobatidae
Source: the annotation of a GenBank genome assembly
AUGAAGCGAAAUCGACCAAGCGGGUCUCAGCAACGAAAAAUUCAGAAGGCAAAAGAAAAGUCAGCUGAGGAGAUGUCUGGAUCAAUUUUAAAAUAUGUUGCACCUUCAACAUCUACCGCAGAAGGAGAAAGCGCUGAAGACGUUCAGUCUGUUGAAUCCAGAGGUGAAAUGCCUGAAGUAUCUUCUCAAGAAGCUUCGUAUGUGAAAGCACAAGAAUUGGAGAAGAUCAUUUUAUCUUCAAGCGGUGAAAGUGAUGUAGAUGAAGGCGAUGCCAGCAUCAGCAAGACUCUGAUGAUGAUGAUGAAGAAGAAGAGGAGACUGUUUGACUGUCAGUUUAUUCUAAUGUUGCUGCUUGGCCAGUUCCAGUUCCAGAUGUUUUAA